This is a messenger RNA of Symbiodinium natans, 1980 nucleotides long. Lineage: Eukaryota; Dinophyceae; Suessiales; Symbiodiniaceae. The record is from the annotation of a GenBank genome assembly.
AUGCAUCUUUGGGGGACAGACGGUCGAGGAGCAGGAGCGGGUGCUGUCCGAAGCCAAGGGCCAGCAGGAGAGGGUUGUCAUCCUGGGACGGAUGUCGUUGAGUCCAGCGUGACGAUCCCCGACGUGGACUUGGUCAUCGACACCUGCGAGCAGAAGCGGCUCCGCUGGGAUGGCGGUAAGAACCAGAGCCUCCUGACCUUGGUCCUGGUGAGCCAAGACGAGGCCAGGCAGCGCUCCGGCCGCACCGGGCGGGUGCGCGACGGGGAGGUGAUCCGCCUCAUCAGCAGGGAGUGCUUCGAGCGCCUGCCGCCCCACGCGGAGCCGCAGAUCAAGCACAGCAGGUUGGAGGACCUUCUCCUGUCCAUCUUCGAGCUGCCGAACCUGGGCGAUCCGCGGGAGUUUUUGCAGAAGAUGCCAGACCCGCCUUCAGCAGUCCGAGUGGAUCAAGCCAUCACCAGGCUCAUGGAGCUGAAUGCCCUGGCGAAGAUGAAGGGCCAGAGCCAGCCGAAGCCCACGUUCUUCGGGCGGUUUCUGCAGAAGAUGCCCCUUGACCCCGACGUCGGCUUCCUGGUCAUGAGCGGGGUGCGGCUUCAGCUGGUGAAGGACUGCGCCAUCUUGGCUGCCGUGCAUCAGCGAGGCGAUCCCUUCGUGGACAGCAUGGACUUGAGCCCGCGGGAGGUGCAAUGGCUUUGGGAGGUGCGAGACGUCUGCAGCCCGGGCCGUGGGCAAGAGAGAGAUCGCGCCUUGCCCGGCGACCUCAUGGCCGGUCUGGGUGCCUACAACGCCUGGCAGGCCAAGGCAAAGAAUCAGCUGCGCUGGGGCGCCGUCUGGAGCAUCCAGGAGGAAGCCCAGUGGUGCGCGGAGCACUUCCUGAGCCUCGAGCGGCUGCAUGAGCUCGAGGAGAUGGUAGUUCAGAUCCACGAUGUGUUGGAAGGUCUGGGGUAUGCCGAUGCUCUUCCUCAAUCAGAGAAGGAUCGGGUGAGGCUCAGGCGCCAGGAGAAAGUGAACUUGAAGGCCGUGAGGACUCGACCGCAGCAGAGCGCGUCGCAAGACUUCGCCACCCUUUUGCGAAAUCGACAGGAUCGUGACACUCAGCUCUUGCUGGCUUGGUGCAUUGCUGCCAGCUUCACCAGUGGCCUCAUUGAGGUCAAGAAUGGCUCCAGCACAGAGCAGUUGAAGUACAAGGCCAAAGCACAUCGCUCGCAGGAGAUCGGCAACCUUCUCUCCGCGCAAGGCCUGCGGGUGACGAAUGCUCGCACGCUGAAUAAGGGCGAUGUCGAGGUGACCUUCCAGAGUCCAGAGGAAGCCCACAAGGCAUUUCAGCAAGCCUCGAUGCUCAACAACAACCUGAUGCCCUUCAGAUCUGCGGACCCCUGGGGCAGACCCAACCAGCGCACGUCCUUGCACCCGCGCAAGUGCUACGAGGGACCCACAAUGAGGAUCCUUCCGUCCUCGCAGGCAUGGCUGCCACCCACAGAAGAUGCGGUGAUUGUGGCUGGCGAUGUCAUGGCCAUCAUGAACCACAAGCGGACUGCGAUGACGUAUUUCUGCACCAAGUGCAGCACGGUACCCACGGGCAUCGUCCCUUUGAUCUUGUGCGCGACGUAUCCGGCAGCCCAGGUCACCAAGCAGGGUGGAGUGUGGCUGGUAAGCACACUCAUCCACGGGCAGCGGCAGGACGAGAGGUUCUCAGCGCCUCCCGAGAAGGUGGGCAGAUUACUCGAAAGCAUCAGGGACAAGAUGGACGCUGAGUUUGGCUUCAAGCAAGCAGAAAGGCAACGCAUCGUGGAGGAGAGACGGCGCAAUGUUCUCGAGCUCAUGCGGCUGUUAGAUCGGUCUGACGCCGUGCCUCCGAUGCGGUCUCUGGAUCAGAAGCAGGCCAGAGCGCGUGCUGGAGGUGGAAGCAAUGUGUUUAUGGACGCGGACGUGUCGUCUCUGGUGAAUUUGUUGGCCAACAACUUGGAGAACUUCCGCUUGUGA